Molecule: messenger RNA, 2192 nt
Organism: Fusarium verticillioides 7600
Lineage: Eukaryota; Fungi; Ascomycota; Sordariomycetes; Hypocreales; Nectriaceae
Exons: 1
Coding region: 607-1827 (406 amino acids)
Source: RefSeq, a predicted model, not a curated record
CAGUCACCAGUCGCCAUUUCCAAUCUCAUCCUGACUCUUUUACUCUUAUCAAUACCUCGUCUUUGUUUAUCUAUCUAUCUCUUUAUCUCCCCAUCCAUCUGACUAUCCUGAGUCGGAUAUACCGUUUAUUGUUGCUCCCCUUAUUCCGAUCCCGCCUAACUUUGGCACUCAGCUCAGUUCCCCACUUCGCUUGUCGAUAAUCACGCCAGUUAUCCACCAACAUUGAACGUCGUCUGCACUCUUAAGUAGACAGCUCUUGACGGCCGGAGAGGCUUGGGAGAGCCAUAUUAGGUGCAUGCAUCUGUCCUGGCCCGACUCUGCUGCAACAUUGAGGUCAAAGGAGUUGCGUCAAUUUGUUUCACGUCAUAGACGGACAUUUGAAAUACCGAGCUCUUCACGCAUCACCAGACACAACUUGUGAUUACAUCUCCAAGUCGAAUCAUUCUCAGCUCAAACUCUUCGGCACUGAAAAGCCAGGUCUCUCUUCCUCGGAUUUUCUAAUACCUGGCUAGCACAUCCUCUCAUCUUGUCUCACACUGGUUAAAGCGGAUGGAUCGGACUAGGCAGCUCUGACAGCACCCCUCAGACGAAGCGCAAGCUGUCGUAAUGGAGGUAGAGGCCAAUGGACAGAGCUCAAUCAAUCUGCUUGAGCCCUGGCGCUGCCAUUCUGCUGGCGGUUGCCAUGAUGACCUCCCCAUUUCUCCACUGGAUCUAGCUUCCGAUGACUUGACUCAAGUCCCAAGAUGUUCCGUCUCAGAUCCUUUGUUCGAAGCAUUGAUGGGAGAUUCGAAGUAUCGUACUGUUCGGAAAGCAGAAAGUACUGAAGGUCAUCGGAAGCCAAAUGCAAAAGAAACAUUAAUCCCGAGGUCCCGACCCGAAGACCCGGGAUUCUCUUUUCCCUCAACAGAGGAUGCAAGAAAGAAAUUCAGCCCUUUGGACAUUCGACCCGAACCGGCAUCAACGGGACCUCGCGGUAUCAAGAGGAAACGCUGCAAGUCGGAUGUCGAUGGCUUCAACACGGCCGAUCUGUGUGUCAAGAAACGUCGACUUCGUGCCGAACUUAUCACGAGUCGUCUUUCUCAGCCUUAUUCUCAACCUGCCACUCACAUCCUUAACCGAGAAGGUCAAGAGGCUGGUGACAAGCGGUUCUUGAAGAUGGCUACUUCAGUUGAUAACACCCGAAGGAUCGCACAUCUUCACGCAACUUCAUUUCUCCGCUUCUCAACCAUGAACUGUCUUAGGAAGAGGUUGAGCCUCGGGCAGGCUGCAGGUAAUAAGAAAUAUGAGCAGGAAAUUGCGACUAUCACGUCGAAAGCUGCCACCAAGACGAAUUGGCGACCUCCGAUGCUACAGGAUUCCUCGGCAGGCAAAUCUCUGAGGAUAUCACCAACUGGCACGGGAAUUAUUGGACCUUCAGGCAUGUUGGUAUCAUCGGCAAGACCUCAGCCAAGCUACCCACCUCAAAAGGCAUUUCAACAUCCAAAACCCCCGUCAUGCCGACUAUCCAAUCCUGUGGCCCUGCCUCUACCUGUUGGCGAUGUAGCUGCAACGAAGAAGCGUACAUCACCUCGACUCUUCCCCAUCCGAUCGCCAGAGCUACGACCUACAGCGCCUUUACCUCCGCUGGACGAUCUCGAAGAGGAUAGUUUUGCAUACAUGCAUCCUGCAGAUGACGACUGGGACGAUGUGGGCGAUGAUCAAGAUAGUGUAUAUUCUGACUUCAGCGUUUUAUUCGGACAGAGCGAUGAUGGCAACAGUGGAGAAGAAGACAGAUCGUACGAGGAGUAUUUGGAUGAGCUCGACGGCAUCUGCUGGAUGUCAAGAUAGUUAGGCAAAUAUACAGUGGCGUCUCUGGGCAUCUCGGGGAGCAUUUAAAGGAAUUAUGUAAAGUAUACUUCUAGCAUUGGGUGGCAAUAUGUUCUUAUUCAUGUUCAAUACGGCGAUAUUGAAUCAUUAUCCGGCCCGCAAGGACUGGAACAAAAAUAGGCUAUACUGGCUUGUAUUAUUAUUCGGCCAGAUGGGAAGGCUUAGAUACACCACAGCUCAAGCAACAGGUAACAGAUUGUUAUUGAUAGUGAUUAUGUUUAUGGCUUCACACCAAGCUUGGAAGCUCGGUCGUUUGCAAUAUCGCACAUUGCCUGAACACCAACUUAGCACCAGAAGCAUUAAAUUGCAAGUUAUACAUACCUGUA